Molecule: messenger RNA, 1032 nt
Organism: Spodoptera exigua (beet armyworm)
Lineage: Eukaryota; Metazoa; Arthropoda; Insecta; Lepidoptera; Noctuidae
Source: the annotation of a GenBank genome assembly
AUGUUGAGUCAAGCGCGAUGGCUGAUGCUGGCGAUAGCAGCUAUGCUGACGCUGCAGUCGAGGGGUGACGGUGGCAUCAGGCUCCCUGAUCAGCCACCAAAAGAACAAACUGAAGGAAGAUCUUUAAACUUCGGAGGAGAUCCUGGACGAUCGCCUCAAGCUCAAGGCCGUGGUCUUCUGGACUGGCUGGGUCUGGGUGAAGACCAGGACCCUUACAUUCAGCAGGCCACCCAGCAGUGCAUCAAUGGAGACCUGGCAGACUGUUUCAAGGCUCAAGCUUUGCGGUCUUUUGACGACUUCUUUGAUAAACAGGCUUACCAGUUAUCAGAAAACGCAGUCCUUGUGAAAGUAGACUCGCAAGCCCGUGCGUUGUCGCGGGAGCCCCCUCAACUGGAUUCGCAGCCACGCAGUGAAGACUCCGACUGGGAGGCUCUCGUCAAAUAUGGCAUGAGGAAAAUUGAAAGAUUCUUAAGGUCGACAGCUUUGGAGAUGCAGUUGGAUGAAGAAGUGACAUCUCGCGGUGUCAUCGCUCCACGCUUCAUAGAACAGAUAGCUGAUGAAGUGGACAUCAUUGAGGAUAAAAAAGCACCUUUCCGUCAACACAAGCUGAAGAAGCUGAUCAUCCCCAUGUUGCUGAUCCUCAAGCUGUUCAAGCUUAAGCUGCUUCUGUUCCUGCCCCUCAUCCUCGGUCUUGCCAGCUUCAAGAAGUUCCUCGGAUUCAUGGCUCUCAUCAUUCCUGGUGUGAUUGGCUACUUCAAGUUCUGCAAGCCCAACUCCUCGCCAUUCGCCUCCAACCACUACUCUGGACCUCACUACAGUCCCGCUGGCAUUGGCCUUGGACCUUACAGGGAAACCCCACCCCAGUCACAUUACGCUUCUCACUAUGAUAGCUAUCCUGGUGGUCACAAAUACGGGUCUGGUGGUGGAAUUUCCUUCAGGGAGCAUGAUGUCAGUCCCCAGGACCUGGCAUACCAGGGUUGGGAAUACAGGAACAAGCAAGGAGCUGAAGACAUCAAAGCUGAACCAGCUUAA